CCCACCUCGGCCACGUUGCUCCGCUCCCCCCUCCCCACCUUCGGCUGGCACCGCCGACAAGCCUUACCUAGUUGCAUCGGCGAGGAGAGGUAGCCGCGGCGAGUCCAGCCAGCCAGAGGCCGCGACAGGAGGGAGGGGCGGGGUGGGGGUGGGGGCACAGAGCCCGGCGAGGCCGCCCUUGGUGGGGGUAGCGGGGGCAGAGCUGCCGAGAAGACCUGGCAGCCGCCCUCCUCCGCCCCCACCCACCAGAAGCACUCUUUCCUGAUUAUCUGAGAAUCGAAUUAUUACAUUAGUAUUCUUUCAUUUUUGUAUCAUCCCCCCCUCCUCACUCCCCAACCGCCCCCACCCCCACGCCUGCCUCGUCUCUGGUUGCAUGGCAGCACUGCCCGGGCGCGGGGGCUCAGGGCCGGCCCCCCGGGAAGGAGGAGGAGGAGGAGGAGGAUCAUGAAGCCCGGAGUCGCCACCGCGCCGGACGGUGGGCAGCRGCCAGAGGACGAGCCCGAGCAGCCCCCGCCCCGGAGACACCCGGACGCCGACCAGCAGUCGCCUCUGCCGCCACAGCAGCAGCGGCGGGCGCGGGCAGCCCAAGAGCCAGAGGAGGGUGACAACGACCCAGAGGAGGAAGAGGAGAAGAAGGCGAGGCCACUCGCCCGCCGGGAUCUGCCCUUCUUCCACCUCGCCCGAAGGGACCUUUGAUGGAACCAAGGGGAGGGGGCCACGGAUUUGCAGCCUGCAGCAGGAGUGGGUUAGGGGCUGAGAUAAUGUAACUAUUUCUUUCUCCCGUCCCCUCCCACACGCCCCUCUUCUACCCCCCUCUACACCCACCCCCAUACACACCCUUCCUCUAGCCAGGAUCUUCACUCUCAGGAAGGACGUGGCUCUKCGAGGGUUAAAAGAUCUUUUCUUGUUCUGCCUUCCUUUCCUCUCCCUCAACCCCCUAAUUCCCCACCUCUGUUCACCAAAUUGGCUCUCCCUUCUUCCGUGUAGCCCUUUGGCUGCAUAGGCAAAGCACAACCCCCUUGCCCAAUAUAGCCUGCAACCUUCUCUCCUCCACCYAACUGUUCUUAAAGCAACUCUGGUGCUUCCGGGGGUUAAUUGCCCCAGUUUUCUGCCCAGGAGAAUUAAAACUUCUUCCAGCCUCCUUUCUGCCUCCACCUUUCCCCCUCAACCGGUUCCCUCCUACUACCUGAGGAAAACUACCUUUUCUCUCUCACAUAUGCAGCCCUCAAUUCUUCAUUGAGCUAGAUUUCCCUAAACCCAGCUCAGUCCACUUCAAAUUUGAUUUAUAACCUUCCUCACCCUUUUAUAUAAAAGAAAGAGAUUUACCACUGCCAAGGGGUUCGAGAAGAACCCAGUAAUCUUUUCCUGGGGAACUUUUAACAAUUAGACAUUGAUCUUAAGGUUCUAACAGCCCAGCAUCAACACUUCUUCCGUCACCCUGCUCCUUCCAGAGUUUUGGGGUCAAAGACAGAAAAGGAGACACCUUGAGCAAAGUCUGAGAAGGGGUUGGGCUGCAAAGGCAAGAAAAACUUUUUUGUUUUGCAUUUUCCAGGUAGAGUUCAGAAUCAGUGACUCACAGUUCUCAGUUCUGGGAGCAAUUUAUUUGCUGCUUGGAGGGGUUGUAAGAAGAACCAGUAAGAAAGGAGAUUCCUCCAGUAACAGCAACACUGUGGACCCCAAGCCCCAUCCUAUUCACCUCUUCAAAGACUCCAGCUGCCCUCUGGGUCCUCUGCUUUCUGUGGGCACAUGCUGAUGCCCCUGGGUGGGCUGUUCUGGUGGUGGUGGUGCUGCUACUGCUUCUGUGGCUGGUACUGCUGUGGAUUGUGCACCCCAGCUCCCCAGAUGUUGCGCCACCAGGGUCUCCUCAAGUGCCGCUGCCGCAUGCUCUUCAAUGACCUGAAGGUUUUCCUACUGAGGCGCCCCCCUCCAGCGCCCCUGCCCAUGCACGGCGACCCCCAGCCCCCGGGUGUGGCGGCCAACAACAACACCCUUCCGGCUCUGGGCGCCGGAGGGUGGGCAGGCUGGAGGGGCCCUCGAGAAGUGGUGGGCAGGGAGACCCCUCCUCUGCCACCUCCACCACCUUUGCCACCUUCUUCUGUGGAAGAUGACUGGGGUGGCCAAGCAGAGCCACCUGCCUCACUGCUCAGCAGUGCCUCCUCAGAUGAUUUCUGUAAGAAGGCUGAGGAUCGCUACUCACUGGGCAGUAGCUUGGACAGUGGUAUGAGGACUCCGCUCUGCCGCAUCUGCUUCCAGGGGCCAGAACAGGGGGAGCUGUUGAGCCCGUGCCGCUGCGAUGGCUCAGUCAAGUGCACGCACCAGCCGUGCCUCAUCAAAUGGAUCAGCGAGCGGGGCUGCUGGAGCUGUGAGCUGUGCUACUACAAGUACCACGUCAUUGCCAUAAGCACAAAGAACCCUCUACAGUGGCAGGCUAUCUCUCUGACAGUCAUCGAGAAGGUUCAGAUUGCGGCCGCCAUCUUGGGUUCCCUCUUCCUCAUCGCCAGUAUCUCUUGGCUCAUCUGGUCGACCUUCAGUCCCUCAGCAAAAUGGCAGCGCCAAGACCUCCUCUUCCAGAUCUGCUACGGGAUGUAUGGCUUCAUGGACGUGGUGUGCAUAGGUCUCAUCAUCCACGAGGGACCCUCUGUGUAUCGCAUCUUUAAAAGGUGGCAGGCUGUCAAUCAACAGUGGAAAGUGCUGAACUAUGACAAGGCAAAAGACCUAGAGGAUCAAAAAUCAGGAGGCAGGACAAACCUCCGGACCUCCUCAUCUGUCCAGGCCAAYGUCCCCUCCUCCGAAGAGGAGGCAGCCAGCAGCCCUGCCCCUGAAGAAGGCCCUGCCCGGGUUACCAGCCACCCCUCAGGCCCUCUGUCCAAUCACCACUGUGCUUACACCAUCCUGCACAUCCUGAGUCACUUGAGACCUCAUGAACAGCGGAAUCCCCAGGGCGGCAGCCGAGAGCUCGUCAUGAGAGUCACGACAGUGUGA
Urocitellus parryii (Arctic ground squirrel) is the source of this 2982-nucleotide messenger RNA. It is a transcript of the gene Marchf4, whose product is annotated as membrane associated ring-CH-type finger 4. The record is from RefSeq and is a predicted model, not a curated record. Gene Ontology annotation, molecular function: ubiquitin-protein transferase activity; zinc ion binding. Lineage: Eukaryota; Metazoa; Chordata; Mammalia; Rodentia; Sciuridae. Gene Ontology annotation, biological process: protein ubiquitination. Gene Ontology annotation, cellular component: Golgi stack; trans-Golgi network.